Molecule: messenger RNA, 1857 nt
Organism: Acanthocheilonema viteae
Lineage: Eukaryota; Metazoa; Nematoda; Chromadorea; Rhabditida; Onchocercidae
Source: the annotation of a GenBank genome assembly
AUGGAAUUGUUAUGUGCUGUUUGCAUGCAAGCAGGGGAUAGAAUGCUACGACAAAUGGCUUCAAUUUUUUUGGAAGACAAGCUUCCCUAUGUUCAACCAUAUAAUCUUGCAGGAAGGCAGUGCAGCGGGUGCUUCGCCAUGGAUAUAAAGCCAAACCAUACUAUUUAUAUCAAUAAUCUUAAUGAAAAAACGAAAAAGGAAGAGCUCAAAAAAGCUCUUUAUGCAAUUUUUUCGCAAUUUGGGCAGAUUAUUGAUAUAAUGGCAUUCAAAACAUUGAAAAUGCGUGGACAGGCACAUGUGAUAUUCAAGGAAAUAAGUUCAGCAACGAAUGCCUUGCGUGCGAUGCAAGGCUUCCCGUUUUAUGAUAAGCCUAUGGUGGGUUUGAUUUAUUUACAGUUGCGUAUACAGUUUGCACGAGAAGAUUCUGACGUUAUUGCAAAAGCGAAGGGUACUUAUAUAGAUCGUCCGAAAAAACACCUUCUUGCCAAGCACGCUGCUGGAGAAAAACGAAAAAAGACAAGUCAUAUAAAGGAAAAUAAAAAGAUGCGUAUGGAUAAAACUUCUACUGGGAAAACUGAGCUUCCGGAAAAAGCAAAUCCGCCAAAUAAAAUCCUGUUUUGCACAAAUCUUCCUGAGGAGACAACAGAGCAAAUGCUUUCCCUUCUUUUUAAUCCUUAUCCUGGUCUGAAGGACAUCAGGCGUAUUCCGAAUAGGCCAGAUAUUGCAUUCGUUGAAUUCGAGACAGAAGCUGAAGCAACAUCAGCUCGUGCGGGUUUAAACAAUUUCAAGAUAACACCUUCGCAAUCGAUUAAAAUCAAAAAAAGAUACACCGAAGCUUUGAAUUGUUGGAGGUGUCGUAAAGCUAUUGAAUGUUUGAAGGAAAAGUUGUUCUGUCCAGUGUGUUCAGCUAUCCAACCAGUUGAAGGCAGAAAUUAUUUCAAUUAUUUGGGACUGCUUCCUGGAUUUGAUGUUGAUCUUUCAUUAUUGAAGACGAAUUUCCUCAAACUGCAGUCAGUUGUUCAUCCUGACAAAUUUUCGAAUUGUUCUCAAGAAGAAAAAGAAAUAUCUGAAAAUUGUUCACGAUAUCUUAAUGAAGCGUACAAAACAUUGGCCGAACCGUUAGAGAGGGCAAAAUAUUUGCUCACAUUGAAAGGGGUCUCACUGGAUGAUGAACAUGCACUGGGCACCACAGAUUUCUUGCUAAAAAUAAUGGAACUGAAUGAACUGGUAGUAACGAGUAAUGAUCCAAAGGAACUGAAGGUUUUGUUGGAUGAAGUGGAAAAUAACAUCCGGAUGUUAGGAAGAGAAUUUAAGAACAACAUUGAAACAAACCAGCUUGGAAAAGCGAAGGAAGUUGUAUUCAAAUUAACAUUUUACUACCGUUUGAAGGACGAUUUAUCAAUUGGAAACUUGCCUUACAGUGCAAGAGAGGAGGAUGUGGCAAAUUUCUUUUGGCAAGUUGGUCCGGUAACCAGCGUGCGCAUCGUGUUGGAUCGGGAUACGGGACGUCCGCGUGGUUUCGGUUUCUGCGAAUUUGAAACGGAAGCAGCGGCAGAGCAGGCUGCGUAUACCCAUUGUGUUGUUGUGAUCCGUCUCAAAAGUUCUUUUGCGGCCCGGUUACUCGUACUUUGGUGUAAUUACGGUGUUGACGUAUUCCGUGGCAGAAAUAAAAUCUACAUUUUAAAGCGCAUAACAAACAAUGAUUUUAUGGAACUACAUCGUAAUCGGCUGGGUCUAGGUGCUUCACAGAAACUGGAAGCAUCACAACAACACAUCGAUAACCUCCAUUACGGCAGAACCGGCUUUGCAGCAGUGGUUUGUUUAUUCUCGUUUGGUAGUAGUUGGCUUGAUAUUUAG